Molecule: messenger RNA, 2274 nt
Organism: Numida meleagris (helmeted guineafowl)
Lineage: Eukaryota; Metazoa; Chordata; Aves; Galliformes; Numididae
Gene: MYOD1
Product: myogenic differentiation 1
Exons: 3
Coding region: 193-1086 (297 amino acids)
Biological process (GO): positive regulation of myoblast differentiation; muscle organ development; regulation of transcription by RNA polymerase II
Molecular function (GO): protein dimerization activity; DNA-binding transcription factor activity, RNA polymerase II-specific; RNA polymerase II cis-regulatory region sequence-specific DNA binding
Source: RefSeq, a predicted model, not a curated record
CGGCCCCGAGCGGCGCUCCCGGGGCGGCGCGGCUGGGGAGGGGUCGGAGGUGGUGGCAGCAGCCCGCGCCGGUGGCCUCGCCUGGGACAGGGUGCGAGGGCCCCGCUCCGUGCCCGCCUCGCACAGCCGCCCUCGAGACCCCCGUGUCCCCCGACCGCCGUCUCGCCCUGCUCUGCGCUCCCAACCGCCCCCAUGGACUUACUGGGCCCCAUGGAGAUGACGGAGGGCUCCCUCUGCUCCUUCGCGGCCGCCGACGAUUUCUACGAUGACCCGUGCUUCAACACGUCGGACAUGCACUUCUUCGAGGACCUGGACCCCCGGCUGGUGCACGUGGGCGGGCUGCUGAAGCCCGAGGAGCACCCGCACCAUCACGGGCACCACCACGGGCACCCGCACGAGGAGGAGCACGUGCGGGCGCCCAGUGGGCACCACCAGGCCGGCCGCUGCCUGCUGUGGGCGUGCAAGGCCUGCAAGAGGAAGACCACCAAUGCCGACCGCCGCAAAGCCGCCACCAUGAGGGAGCGGCGGCGGCUCAGCAAGGUCAACGAGGCCUUCGAGACCCUCAAGCGCUGCACCUCCACCAACCCCAACCAGCGCCUGCCCAAGGUGGAGAUCCUGCGCAACGCCAUCCGCUACAUCGAGAGCCUGCAGGCCCUGCUGCGCGAGCAGGAGGACGCGUACUACCCGGUGCUGGAGCACUACAGCGGGGAGUCAGAUGCCUCCAGCCCUCGCUCCAACUGCUCCGACGGCAUGAUGGAGUACAGCGGGCCGCCUUGCAGCUCUCGCAGGAGAAACAGCUAUGACAGCAGCUACUACACGGAAUCACCAAAUGAUCCAAAGCAUGGGAAGAGUUCUGUUGUUUCCAGCCUCGACUGCCUCUCAAGCAUUGUGGAGAGGAUUUCCACAGACAACUCCACAUGUCCCAUACUGCCUCCAGCUGAAGCUGUUGCUGAAGGGAGUCCCUGUUCCCCCCAGGAAGGAGCAAGCCUGAAUGACAGCGGAGCCCAGAUUCCUUCCCCCACCAACUGCACCCCGCUUCCUCAGGACAGCAGCAGCAGCAGCAAUCCUAUCUACCAAGUGCUAUAAAGGCAGGCCCAGCCGGACUGCACCAAGAACAAAUGGCUCCGUUCAGCCAAGCUCCAAGACCUGCCUUCUAAGACGGAAAGGACUUCAAGACUUGUUCCAGUUUUAAAAUAUCAUUCAAAAUUCCUUAUAUAACUUUUGAAACCUGUAUUACUACAAAAUACACUUAGUUAUUUAUUGGUCGUUAAACUAAAGUUAUUUAAUAUGUCCAGAGAUAAAAGUGUAUACAGGGAAAUGGCCAAUGUUUAAUUUGGGCUUUGGAGAAUAGGAACCUAGCUCUUGAAUAUGGAGGAGAACAGAAAUCUACAACAGCAGUGGUGUGACAGAUCCUUCUUCUUAUUACCCCUGUUCUGGCCAAAAUAAGGUUGUGGACCAUUUUUUGUAAAACUUUUUGUAUACUUGUAAAUAAGAGUUGCUUUGCAAAAAAAAAACAAAAAACAAAAGAAAGAAAGAAAGAAAAAAAAGAAAAGAAAGAAGAAAAAGAAAAAAAUGAAACAAAAGCUAAAAUUAAGAACAAAACAAAAAUAGGAAAAAUUAAAAAUAUAUAUAUUUAAUGUUGCUUGGUUUGUUGUGCCAAACUUUAACUUUAUAUAUUUAUACGAUGUGAUUGCCAAGAAUGUUUUCAACAGUAUUCUAAAUAAAGACCCUUAUUUAUAAAAUCUGUGGCAUUAUCUUGACUUUCAUUAGAGCUUCUAGAGUUACUGGUGCAUUCAGGAGCGAUGUUAAGAUUGCUGCCUUGGCAGGAAGAAGAUACAGGCUCUGAUUCAGCAAAGAAACGAGGAGCUUGCUUCAGCUGCGUUACUUUCAAUUACUUUGUGCAAAGGCAUUGCUGAAAAAGGGUCUGCUUUCUUCCUGUUGUAUAUUAGUGAUUGCUAAACCAAGUCUUACACAUCAGUGGUCUUUACUAAAAAAAGAUUUGGGAGGUAAUAAGCAUAUGCCUCUUGUUCCUCCAAGUUCACAAUUACAUGACUAGAGCUUACGAAGCUGUAAUAGAAGUGGGAGUCCUAGUAAAUUAGACUCUCCAGAUUCCAUUACAGCUACUAUAAAUUAGAGCUGUAUGACAAUAUUUUGCAAGUUCAGGUACUACAUUCCCAGACAAAUAUUCAGAUUUUUCAUUUAAGUUCUAAUUUUCAAGUGACUAUAACAUAUUCGUAUACACUCAGGUAUUAGAAAAUACUUUGAAGUCGCUUU